AUGGCCUCCCUCAUUUCGCGCACCAUGCGCCCGGCCGCCCUACGCCGCAUUGUCUCCGUGCCCGUUAGACUACUCACCACAACAGUCUCACGGCGAUCCGAUAAUCUCUCAUCCUCGGAGCUCAAGGUGGGUGAGCUUCAGGGUGCCAAGUUCAGAGUCGAACCUCUACGCAGGGUGGGUGAGGAUGACGCUACCAAGCGGGCUCGCCUUGUCUACCAGUCGCGAAAACGAGGUACCUUGGAGUCUGAUCUUCUGCUAUCCACUUUCGCAGCCGCCCAUCUGCCCACGUUGUCCCCAGAACUUCUCGAUCAGUACGACUUACUCCUCGACGAGAACGACUGGGAUAUUUACUAUUGGGCGACGCAAAAGGAGCAAUUGUCCACGACGAAUCCUUCGUCCGCCCAGUCACCAUCUACCGCUGACAUUGACAUUGACGCAAAGCCUGAAAGCGAUCAGAUUACCCGGCAUCCCCCUUCGGGCGAAUGGGCGCAGACCGUGGGCAAUUUCAAGCCCGCCUACAGGCCCGUGCCUGCGCGCUGGAAGGACAGUGAAAUCCUUGACAAGUUGAGGGCCCAUGUGAGAAGCCGGAGUGUUGACGGUGGCGAGGGUGGUGGUAUGGGUUUCAUGCCUCCUCUUGAGCCCCCUGAGGUCAAGAACUAG
Fusarium tjaetaba is the source of this 660-nucleotide messenger RNA. Its product is annotated as EMI5. Gene Ontology annotation, biological process: mitochondrial electron transport, succinate to ubiquinone; mitochondrial respiratory chain complex II assembly; tricarboxylic acid cycle. The record is from RefSeq and is a predicted model, not a curated record. The transcript has 2 exons. The coding region runs from base 1 to 660 and encodes 219 amino acids. Lineage: Eukaryota; Fungi; Ascomycota; Sordariomycetes; Hypocreales; Nectriaceae. Gene Ontology annotation, cellular component: mitochondrion.